AGAAAGAACGCUACUAUACCACCAUGAGUAAUUGGGAAAAUGACUCACUUUCGUAACGAGGGCGUAAGGGGGGCUAGCUAAGGACGAGAUCAUGGAGCACGACACUGACAGCGCACCACCUGGUGCGACUUCAGGCGUUGUAGACCUGCAGGAUAUCGCGUUGGUUGAAUGGGAAGGUAGUGCGAAGGCGAGCAAAGAAGUGCUUGCACCUGUUGUAGAUCGACCAAUAUCUUCAUUAUGAAACGUUCAGCUACUUCAAAUGAAGUUUUCUCUUCCUCAGAUUAAGUUCUGUGACCUUUUGUGAAGCUGAAGGGCGAUUCAUCGUUUCAUGCUCUUAUCUUCGACGUCGCGGAUGAAACCACGAGCACUUAGAUGAAUGAAUCCAAACUUACUAGCUCUCAACGACCUUUUAGACUCUCUAAAAGCUAUUAAGUCCACCAACGGGGUAUCAAGAAAGGAGCUCGCAUACCCCGAACACGAUUUUGCGCGAGAUGGCGCACCGGUGUUUAUGUUCGUUAACGCGAGUAGCGGCAACAGGCGUGGGGCGCUCUAUUUGGACUCAGGCAAUGCGAUGCCUGAGACCCGUGGGCGACGCCUCACCUUAGAUGUCGAUCUCCCACCUCACAUGGGCACUGGCAAGGCCACGGUGUAUGUCUACAACAUGAAGCAGGGCAGCGCAGGCAAUAAGCCGGGAUUUCAUCAUUUGCGGCGCUUGAUUUUAGAUCCAGACUCGUGGAUGGAGCCAAGAACAUGGGAAAUAGGAGGAGGUGCAACUUCCUCGUCGAGUAACAAGGCCGCGUCUUCACCACCGACUACGGCCCCGGGAACAGCAGCAACCAGUGCAGCUCCGUCUUCCGCUCCCAGUGUCUCCGCUUCGUCGCCCGAAGCAGCCGUUGCCGUUCCCAGCGGCGGAGACGUCCAAAUAUCCAGCGCAGUACUGCAACAGGGCCAAGAAGCGACGACCAGUAGAGGCACUUCGACCGCUAGCGAUUCGUGCGUCUCCAAGGGAAACCACGUUGGAGGUGCUCCUGGCAGCGCUGCAACCAGCUCCACAACGGGUGCAGAAGCGACAAGCAAACCCUCAACUUCAUCAUCUUCCAAUCAUGUUCCACCUGGCUCAGGAGCAGGAGUUCGCCUCCACGGUAAUAGUACUGAAGCCAGCACUGCGACGACGGCGAAAGAAGCGUCUUCGGCAGAAAUAGCUGUUCAUGACGUUCGUCUCCCACCUUCUUCGAGAACAAACGGAACAACUAUAGAGGCAUCACCCUCGUGCUCGUCAAAUGUUCAAGAUGGAGGCGGAGUCUCUUCUUCUAGCGAGGGUGCAAUGACAACAGCGAAAGCUGCACCAAAUAACAAUAAGGCGUCUACUACUAGUAAUUCCAGUUCUACUCACGCUAAUCCACCUCGUCCUGCUCAGACGAGGAUACGCGUCAUAGUGUGUGGUGGAGAUGGUACAAUACCUUGGACCUGUGAUGAGCUUCGGUCACAUGAUGUUCCGAUGGAUCUACUUGCCUUAGGAAUCGUCCCUUUCGGCACGGGAAACGAUUUUUCGCAGAGUUACAAUUGGGGCCAGUUUCCGAAAUACAAUGUGCUCGGAAAAAACUUUUCACAACUUAAAGCCGACAUUCGUUCUUGGCUUACCGCGCCUGAUGCACCACACGACCUUUUCACAUGCGAAAUCGAGACACAAACAGGAGGCGGAUUCGCUUUCGUUUCAGGGUAAGAUAUUCUACUUAUGAAUAAUACAAACUCAUAUACUUGUACAGUUACAGAGCAGUUCUGAACCAUAUUUAUAUAUAAAGAUAGAUAUACCUAUAGAAGUACAGACUUCUGCUUCUGUUAGAUUGAACGUGGAUGUGCCCCUGCAUGACCUCAAACUCAAAGACUCCCCUGAACCUUCUUCCCUAAAAGUAGCACUCCCUCGGGUAGAAAAAAUCAUGUUGACACCAAGUCGUUGUACACGACGGCACUCUCACUCAAUAACUUGAGGCUUCUACUUCAUCCGAACCCACUGUUCGAACCAGGUACAACAAGAAGGGGCUCAACGAUGAUUUGAUGGCACAACAUGGAGUUCGCGUUGUAGAAAACACCUCGUCUUGCUCCUCUUCUACGUCAUCAACGUCCAUGAUAUGCACGAAAACGGUCUGCAAUUACUUCAGUAUGGGUCCCGAGAGCAGAGCGGGAAUGGGGUACAACCGACCCGUCUUGUGGUCAUGCUUAAUAGAAUGAUGAUAGAGUAGAUAGAUCAAGAUCAACUAGUUGAAUUAAAAAAUGAAAAUAAAUACAAUGAGGUAGUACUAGAACUCUACAGGCGUUAGACUAAUGACGAUGACCAAAGACCAAAGUAGUCGUGUCGACAUGUUGACAAUAUGAGCACUACCUGGCAGCUGAUCAUCUUCGUCUUUUUCAGAUGAAAAUGAUAUCAACAAAGCUAAUAUUGAUUCAGCAUGGAACGGCGGCGGCAGAAGUCGUGGACGGCCAACAAGCUUAUGUACGGAGUGAGCGGGGCAACAACGACACUGUUCAAGUCAACUCCCAGAAUUAAGGAUGUUAUGGAAAGCGCAGUGGAAAUCUUACCAGACAAAAGUAAACGAACAAUCUUCCAAUUGGACCCGAACCGCGCUGGUGAGCCAUACUUGCGAAGAACGCCGUCCGUCCUCGCCCUCUGCAAUACAGACACAAUGGGAGCGUACCAAUAUUUUGCUGAUGACUGCAUCUCAAUGACGAGUUCGUCGCAUAAGUGCAUGAAGAAUAAUAAAUUACUAGUACUAGUCUCUUGUUCUUCUUUUUUUGAAAUUGAAUGAGAAUGUCGAGCACCAGCAAAAAAAGUACAAUAGCAUUUUUCGAAAGAAGUCACCAACACCUCCACCCAGUGGCGUGAAGAUGUGGGACCGCACAUCGAGGCGUUCGGCCGCAAAGAAUUUGCCGCCAGGAUACCUAGAAAAUGUUCCGGACUACGAGACGCCACACCAGAUGGGAGACGGGAAAGCGGACUUCAUGGUGUGGGACAGUUUUUUCCGCUUCGAAAUGGACGUGAUGGCUGGUACUUUUUGUGGAGGGUGCUUUCGACGAACGCCGAUUAUCGGUGGCGGUCACAGGUUGUUCUCAACGCACAACCCCGUCGAGUUCAACUUCAAAAAUAAAGACGACGCAUCCUACCGAAAAAAGGGCCGAGUUUACAUGGAAGUCGAUGGUGAAUACUUCAUCUGCCUAUUCCCGAAGAAAAUAACAAUACGCCACCGAGAAACGCUCAGAGUGCUCGAUAACAGACCCCCGGCAAUGGCGGCGAUAAAGAAAUCAAGACCAUGAUUCUAAGAUGACAGUUUCUGAUUUUCCUGAUGUAAUUCUACUAGCUAUACUGAUUCCCAUAUUACACUUACAGGAUGAUAGAAGAUUUGACUUUGAGUUGAAAUUGAUGUUGACACAUCAACUUAUGCAUAGGUUCUUGAUAGUUGUAUUCCUCCUUUUCUUUGAUGAGACACAGUGCUUCUCCUGUCUUUGCGGCAGAUGAAAAAACCUCGUCAAUAAUCCUCCUAUCACGUCGCUCUUAUAUUUGUGCUUUUCUUCUCGUGAAAUUAUCGUAGAUGUAGUUCUAAGCCUCAGUGCAGGUACCAGAAGAAGUUAUUACAAUAUUUUCUGACUCGUUGUCGUUUCCUGCGUCUCCCUCCACGAUUUCCCAUAAAAAAAUCAACAAAUUUUGUUCCAACGAAGCAUGAGCAAGAACAACUUCCAGACAAAGCUGAUUGUCUCAGCUCUGUUUGUCGAUGAAGCAAACUUUUUGGGACCGCACCUUGAUCUUAACGAUACUAAGAAGUGUAAACAAAGUACUCAUUUUUUUUUCAACAUCCAUACGUAGUUGCUUUUAGUUUUUCAGUACUAGAAGACCUAGCUGCCACAUGAGCUCAAUUCUCGUCCGUGUUGGAGGUACUAGUCCUUGUGAAGGUCGUCUCUCUUGGUGCUAUGUACGUCGGCGACUGCUUAUGGAAAACGUGUGUGUUUGCUACCAGUGAUUACUUUUGUAUGCAGAAGAAUAGAGGAACAGUGCAGGACUCCUCAUUCGCAUUCUAUUCAUAUUGAAAUCAAUUUUGUUUAGUUUUCAAGUUCAAGUAAAGUAAGCCUGAGACAGUGCUCAGCUCGAGUUUCCCCUUUUUUACAAGCACCCAUCACUCAUACUAGAAGAAGAUAAAAGAUGGCUGGUGAAUGUCAAUGUGGUGGCAACUAGUGAAAUAGCGACCUUGAAAUCUGAAAUCUCGUACAUGGAAUGAUCUUCUAUACUUUUUUGCCUCACAAUUGAAAUUAUUGACGCGCGUCAAUGCAUUUUUUUUUACCAUUGGUUCUCACCUCUUACGUACCAAGGAGUUUUGAAAAUUGAAAUUUGAACUGAGACAGUAUGCAGAUGCAUUGACGCAGAAAGACAUGGACACGUGAAAAUGAAAUAUGAUGCUGCAUUUUGUCGGCCCCCUCACCUUCUUCUUGUCGUCUUCUAGUACCGCGCUCUCCUCUUCUAA
Messenger RNA from Amoebophrya sp. A25, 4508 nucleotides. The record is from the annotation of a GenBank genome assembly. NCBI's taxonomy places the organism in Eukaryota, Dinophyceae, Syndiniales, Amoebophryaceae.